UUUAUUUUCAAUAUAAAAGCUUCACAGACUGUGAAGAUAAGCAUUUUGAUUUCUACGAACAUGCAUCUAUUCUCGAUCUUCCUGCUGUUCCUAUUUCUGGCAAAAAGCGCAAGCCUUCCUCACACCCGUCCCAGUUUGAUCAAGUGUGACCAGCGCCAGUGCCAGCAAUUCUGUGAUGAAAUGGAUAACGGACGUUACGAAGGUUUAUGUUAUUUCCUCGAGAAAGAAGGUUUGAGGUACGAGUACUGCCAAUGCAAUGAGGCUUGAAUAUGUAUGCUUCAAGGCACACUUACGUUAAAGUUUCCUAUUUUGUGCACGAAUAUCUCAAUUACUGCACAACAGUAAAUUUAAGAUGGAA
Messenger RNA from Cylicocyclus nassatus, 358 nucleotides. The record is from the annotation of a GenBank genome assembly. NCBI's taxonomy places the organism in Eukaryota, Metazoa, Nematoda, Chromadorea, Rhabditida, Strongylidae.